Molecule: messenger RNA, 1974 nt
Organism: Cicer arietinum (chickpea)
Lineage: Eukaryota; Viridiplantae; Streptophyta; Magnoliopsida; Fabales; Fabaceae
Product: protein DETOXIFICATION 46, chloroplastic-like
Biological process (GO): transmembrane transport
Cellular component (GO): membrane
Molecular function (GO): antiporter activity; xenobiotic transmembrane transporter activity
Source: RefSeq, a predicted model, not a curated record
UGUUAGGGGCGAGGGGACUUGGUGGUUUUCAUUUCCCUCCACCAAACAAGAAAACAAAAAUGGCACUCAAAAUCCCACCAAUAAUUCAUCCUCGCUCUCUUCACAUUCUUCCCCGCCAAAACCCUAAUCUCACACCACUCUCUCCCUCUCCAACCGUUUCUAACCGUCAUCUUCCUCUUCAUUUCUUCCCACCUUCCCUUUCUCCAAAUUUAAUCCUCUCACCCUCCGCACUUCACCGACCUCGCUUCGUAACCGCUCGCGCCGCAAUUCAAGGCCAUGAAGAAUUCACCGGUGAUGCUGAUGGCCUCGCAGAUUCAACCGAACACAAAGACCGAAUCACCGAAGCUUCUGAAGAAGAUAAAACGACGCAGAGUAGUGAGAAGGAACUAGCGAAACAGGGCAUAUGGAUUCAGAUGAAGGAAAUUGUCGAGUUUACAGGACCAGCAACGGGACUUUGGAUCUGUGGACCGUUAAUGAGUCUAAUUGACACUGCAGUUAUUGGUCAGGGAAGUUCAAUUGAGCUUGCUGCUUUAGGUCCUGCAACAGUUGUUUGUGAUUACAUGAGCUAUGUGUUCAUGUUUCUAUCAGUUGCUACUUCCAAUAUGGUUGCUACUGCCCUUGCUAAACAGGAUAGAGAAGAAGUGCAGCAUCACAUAUCUGUCUUGCUUUUUGUUGGGUUGGUUUGUGGCUUCACAAUGCUUUUGUUCACAAGGCUAUUUGGUGCUGCCUCACUCACUGCUUUCACUGGGUCAAAGAAUGCACAUGUAGUACCUGCAGCUAACACUUAUGUACAGAUUCGAGGCUUCGCAUGGCCUGCUUUACUUGUUGGAUGGGUCGCACAGAGUGCAAGUCUUGGUAUGAAAGAUUCAUGGGGACCCUUGAAAGCUUUGGCUGCUGCUAGUGCUAUAAAUGGCAUUGGUGAUAUACUUUUGUGCACCUAUUUAGGCUAUGGAAUUGCAGGGGCCGCAUGGGCUACAAUGGCAUCACAAGUUGUUGCUGCUUAUAUGAUGAUGCGAAGUCUAAACAUGAAGGGAUACAAUGCCUUUUCAUUAUCUAUCCCUUCGGGGAGGGAACUUCUGACGAUACUUGGGCUUGCUGCUCCUGUGUUUAUGACAAUGAUGUCCAAGGUGGCUUUCUACUCCCUGCUAAUAUAUUUUGCAACAUCAAUGGGUACACAUACAAUGGCUGCUCAUCAAGUCAUGGUCCAAACCUUUUGCAUGUGCACAGUAUGGGGUGAACCUCUCUCCCAAACUGCGCAAUCAUUUGUGCCUGAAUUGUUAUAUGGAGUUAAUCGGAAUUUGUCAAAGGCCCGGUUGCUUCUAAGAUCUCUUGCACUAAUUGGAGCUAUUCUUGGAUUGUUAUUAGGAACAGUUGGAACAUCAGUUCCUUUCUUAUUUCCCUACAUUUUUACACAUGAUCAGAUGGUCAUUCAGGAGAUGCAUAAGGUGCUGAUUCCAUACUUUGUAGCACUGGCUGUGACACCCCCUACUCACAGCCUUGAGGGAACGUUGCUGGCCGGAAGGGAUCUAAGAUACAUAAGUUUGUCAAUGAGUGGAUGCUUAUGUGGGGGUGCACUGGUAUUAAUGAUCUUGAGUAGCAGAUACGGUUUGCAAGGCUGUUGGUUCUCCCUUGCAUUAUUUCAAUGGGCUCGUUUUUCGAUGGCCCUCAUUCGACUUCUUUCUCCCAAGGGCAUUUUAUACUCGGAAGAUACUGACCAGUAUAGACUGCAAAAGAUUAGGAAUGCUUAGUCUAGAACCUCAGGUAAUAUACAAAUGUUGUCUAUGUUAGUCAUGAAUUAGUGUUACACAAUAGCCAUACAUUUCUUUAUGAGAGACGAUUCACAUUACAUUUACAUUGUCAAACAAUGCAGUGCAAGCAGCUGCCUCAAUCUUUCUCAUGUAUUAUAACUAGUAAUACUUCCGUGUAUUGUUCGCCAUAACAUUAGAAUUUUAUGAACUCAACAUAAUAACAAAA